Molecule: messenger RNA, 2523 nt
Organism: Leishmania mexicana MHOM/GT/2001/U1103
Lineage: Eukaryota; Euglenozoa; Kinetoplastea; Trypanosomatida; Trypanosomatidae
Product: putative DNA-repair protein
Exons: 1
Coding region: 1-2523 (840 amino acids)
Biological process (GO): nucleotide-excision repair; mismatch repair
Cellular component (GO): nucleus; nucleotide-excision repair factor 2 complex; XPC complex
Molecular function (GO): single-stranded DNA binding; damaged DNA binding
Source: RefSeq, a predicted model, not a curated record
AUGGCCAUGGUGACAUCCGCCAGCGUACCCGCUGACCCAGCCGAGACGCGUAACGCCACGGAGGAGGAUGGGAGCGACUUGGCCACCGAUGUGAAUGAGUGGGAUGAAGUGGAGCUUCCAGUCGCCUUUUCUUCUGCCAAGAAGCAGGAGGAAAGUGAAAGCAGCAGUUUAGUCAAGAAGGGUCUGACUGACGACGGCGAAGGUGAGGCGGUGAAGCACGAGACCACUUACGCGGUUUCAACUGUCAAGACAGAGGUAACGACUACCAAAAGAGGUGAGGCAGUUACUGUAAUAUCGAGUAGCGUGAAGGAGGAACUUGUGAACGUGGACGGGGAGGAGACUGCGAGUAAUCGGCCCCUGAUGGAAUGGGCGCAACUGCCGCUUGUGGGACGGCCGCGCGCUUCGGAUACAUGGCGGCAGCGUGACCCAGCUUAUGAGGCCAUGAUGGAGCAGAGGGAUUUGCUAGCCGCAAAGCGUCGCUCAGAGCGCAUUCAGCGCGUCUGCGAGUCGCUCUUCGCACUUCUGGCUGUUUUCAUUCGAGCCCGUCUACUCUGGCGCGAGUCGUGUCAUCCCGGUUUCGUUAAACGGCUUCUGCAGCUCCAUGUGCCACGCGGAAGGGGCCCGAAGCGCUCACGCUGCGAAGAUCCUUCCAGAAAGGCAACAAGUGCUUACGUUUUUCUCAAAGCAGUAGCCACCGCAAAGGUGCUGGUGGCAGAGUCGAUGAAGCCGCCGCAUCGCAAACCCUCGCUCGCCCCCGCAUGGGUGACGUGCGCGAAAGACGCGGUGCAGAAUAACACCUCGGCGGCCGUGAAUGUACUCAUCAAGAUCAUCAACGACCACUUCAAGUUGGAGGCACCGGCGGCUCCAGCUUCGUCGAGUGGACGUGGGACAUCUGUUGGCGCCGCGGCGUACAGUGUUGCUCCCUCGUCUGCAGAGCAAGACUUUUCCGACUGGUCACUACCUGUCAAACCAGGGUUUCUCUGCACGAAGAUAGCAGAGUGUCAUUGCCGUGUCUCCGCGGAUGCGCCCCUCGAGUUGCCCCAUCCUCUUUACUUUUCCCUUGUGUUUCUGGCAUUGGCGCGCGUGGCGGGGCUGAGCUGCCGUCUUGUGGUGGCGAAGCUAGCCAAGACGCAGCUGGAGAGGGGCCGCGCAGCGGGGCCUGCCGGAGGCGCUGCCAAUGGGUACAACGACUCACGUGAGGGCGGGGACAAUACCGCAGACGGUGAGUGGGAAGAAACGACGCGCCGACCGCUGCGAGUUCUUUCCAUUUUUGAAGGCCGCGAGAAGCGCAAGGCAUCCCGUCGCACCGACGCCAGUGAGGCUGUUCGAACGGGCAAGGGGUCGAAGCGACAGCGGCCCUCAGCAGGGUCGGCAGAAGACACCAAAGACAGUGAGGAGCUCAAGUCAAAGAAACUCCUCACUUCAUGCUACUGGGUGGAGGUGUGGUCCGCGGAGCGCGAGAGCUUCCUUUCUGUCAACCCGUGCCAAAGCUGUGCCACACUCUGGGGUGCAUCGUACACGUUGUCAGUCUCUGGUCACGUGGCGGUGGACGCGACGCCGCGGUACAUCUCCAAGUACAGCGCCGCAUACGCCUACGGUCGUCGCCUCGGCACCUGUCGGCAGCACCGAUUCCUGUGGCACGACGAACUCGCCUGGGAUGACACCCGUGAGCUGUCUGAGGUGCUGCGUGCUACCUUCAACGUGGCUGCGCCACACACGAGCUCGCUGGCGCAGCGGCAGCAGCACCGGGAGAGCCGGCAGCUACACUCCCUCAUGUACUCGGAGGCCGUGCCCACAACGCUGAAUGCUCUUCACCGCCACCCACUCUAUGUGAUAGACUCCGACCUUGCGCGGCAUGAGGGGGUGUACCCAAAGGAUGCAAGCACGACCGUGGGAAGCGUGAAGGGUCGCCUGGUGUACAAGCGUUCCGCCAUCGUGAGUCUGCGGUCUCGCGACGGGUGGUUGCGCGAGGGACGCAGCCUGCUCACGGAGGACCAGCCAGCGUACAAGGUUGUGGCACCACCCACCUCUCGUCCGUUCGCGGCACCGUCGACACUCUACGGUCGUUGGCAAACGCAGCCAUUCGAGCCACUGCCACUCACUGCAGGCGAUCCUCCGAGCAUUCCACAUCACGGGCGGACGUCGUGGUACAUCUUACUCGACAAAGCCCCGCCACAGGGAAUUGUGCACAUGACCCAGCCCCAGAUAUCUCGGGUGGCGCGCCGCAUGAAGCUCGACUUCCGCUUGGCUGUGGUUGGUUUUGAGCGCCGCCGCACCGACGAGCACCGCCGCGGGCACUGGGAGACCGUCAUCAACGGCAUCGUUGUCAAGGAAACUGACAGCGUCGCACUCCUUCGCGCCUACGAGGAGUGGGUGCUGCUGGUGCAGGAGCAGGAGGCGACGAAGCGAAGACAGCGUGCGUUCCACUGGUGGCUUUUGCUUGCGCAGCGUCUUCUGGCGUUAAAACGACUGCAGAAUCAGUACGCCAAAGGGCUCGGCGCCGGCGCGAUGCCGACGCAGUGA